CAAUAGUGCAGAGGGUGGACCAUAUGCCCUAUGAAGCUUCUAGGACCUAAGAGUUUUUAAGUAGUGCCUUUAUAGCUGCCAAAAUGUCCGAAUAUGUACUUGAGUCACUCGAAAAGACGCUGGAAACACAUAUUCCUGAUGCGGAACUGAGAGAAAUUAAACGCAUUUUAUACGGAAAAGAACUGAAGAAAUUGACACUACCUCAGACAGCACUGGAUGCCACAUUGGAAAAGGAUUUUGUUCUGCAGGGUUAUGUCUUUGAGGCAGCACCAGAGCAGCUCAGGGCACCUAGAAUUGUGCGGGUGGGACUCAUUCAGAACAAGAUCAUUCUUCCAACUGAUGCUCCUGUACUUGACCAAAUUACAGCUCUACACAAGAGAGUGGGUGAGAUAGUGGAGGUAGCUGCUAUUUGUGGUGUUAAUAUUGUCUGCUUCCAGGAAGCCUGGACAAUGCCUUUUGCCUUCUGCACCAGAGAGAGGGAGCCAUGGACAGAGUUUGCAGAGUCUGCUGAAGAUGGUUUUACCACUCACUUCUGCCAAGAGUUGGCAAAAAAAUACAACAUGGUGAUAGUGUCACCCAUUCUGGAAAGGGAUGAGAUCCAUGGUGGAACAUUGUGGAACACGGCAGUCGUUGUUUCAAAUACAGGGACUGUCCUUGGGAAAACCCGGAAAAAUCAUAUUCCACGUGUGGGAGACUUCAACGAGUCUACAUACUAUAUGGAGGGCAACACUGACCACAGAGUCUUUCAGACACAGUUUGGAAAGAUAGCUGUGAAUAUCUGUUAUGGCCGCCACCACCCACUUAACUGGUUAAUGUACGGCAUGCAUGGAGCUGAGAUUAUCUUCAACCCCUCAGCUACAAUAGGAGCUCUCAGUGAACCCCUGUGGUCAAUUGAAGCAAGAAAUGCCGCCAUUGCUAAUCACUGCUUUACUUGUGCCAUCAACAGAGUGGGCAUGGAAUAUUUCAAGAAUGAAUUCACAUCUGGAGAUGGGAAAAAAGCCCACCAUGAUUUUGGUCACUUUUAUGGCUCCAGCUAUGUUGCUGCCCCUGAUGGGAGUCGGUCACCAGGUCUAUCCAGGACCCAAGAUGGGUUACUGAUAGCAGAACUGGACUUGAACCUAAACCGACAAAUUGCAGACAAGUGGAAUUUUAAGAUGACAGGAAGACAUGACUUGUAUGCUAAGGAGCUUACAAAGGUUGUCCAGCAUGACUUCAAGCCUAAUAUUGUCAAGGAGUAGAUGCUUCUACUUUCUUCCAUUGAAAACAAAGCUUAACCUUUUUUUUUCCGUCUAAAUCCUAUGGAGGAUAUUUUCAUUUAAGCCAGAAUAAUACAUUUUAUACAUUUUCACUUGUUAUGCCAUUGUCGGCUGCUGAAGAACUAUAAAAAUAUUAAAUAUCUAUUUGGAUACACAGUC
Messenger RNA from Tachysurus fulvidraco (yellow catfish), 1415 nucleotides. It is a transcript of the gene upb1, whose product is annotated as ureidopropionase, beta. The coding region runs from base 84 to 1238 and encodes 384 amino acids. The record is from RefSeq and is a predicted model, not a curated record. Gene Ontology annotation, molecular function: beta-ureidopropionase activity. Lineage: Eukaryota; Metazoa; Chordata; Actinopteri; Siluriformes; Bagridae. The transcript is spliced from 10 exons.